GAGCAAGGUCAGUCCCGGAGUGCACCCUGAUCUGAGUCACGGCACCAAAUAUUAGGAAAAUACCACUCACAAAGAAAGCUCACAAGAAAAUCUCACAUCCAUGGGCAGGGUUUAAUGACAGGCACGAGCCACCUGGCUGACCUGGGAAAGAUGGCGCAGGAAGACAGCAAGUCUGGACCAGGCAUGGCUUUUUACAGAAGAGGGAGGGCAAGAAGUUUGGUAGCUGUAGGACUCGGUGUUGCAGCUUUUGCAUUUGCAGGUCGCUAUGCAUUUCAGAUUUGGAAACCUCUAGAACAAAUAAUCACAGAAACUGCAAGGAAGAUUUCAUCUCCUAGCCUUUUAUCCUACUAUAAAGGAGGAUUUGAGCAGAAAAUGAGUAGGCGAGAAGCUAGUCUUAUUUUAGGUGUAAGCCCAUCUGCUGGCAAGGCCAAGAUUAGAGCAGCUCACAGGAGAAUCAUGAUUCUGAAUCACCCAGAUAAAGGUGGAUCUCCAUACCUAGCAACGAAAAUAAAUGAAGCAAAAGACUUGCUAGAAGCAACUACCAAACAUUGAUUGAUGUUCAAGCAGCCCACUGAAG
Messenger RNA from Castor canadensis (American beaver), 577 nucleotides. The record is from RefSeq and is a predicted model, not a curated record. NCBI's taxonomy places the organism in Eukaryota, Metazoa, Chordata, Mammalia, Rodentia, Castoridae.